AUGGCUUCUCUCUUAACUCACUUCUGCACUUGUUUGGUUCUUCUUUCCACCAUUAAUGGCGGUACUCUAGUAAUGAUUCAAGGUUUGAAAGAGUUCAAAGUUGGUGAUGAAUUUGGUUGGCAAGAACCCACCGAGAACAACUCUGCAAUAUAUAACCAGUGGGCCACAAGCAAAAGAUUUCACGUUGGAGAUUCUCUCUAUUUUGAAUACAAGAAUGACUCAGUGGUGGAGGUAGAGAAAUGGGGAUACUAUCACUGCAACUCAAGCAACCCUAUUGUUGCAUUUGACAAUGGCAGGAGCAUCUUCAAGCUUGAUAGGCCUGGAGCCUUUUACUUCAUCAGUGGAAUCUCUGAUCACUGCAAGAAUGGUCAAAGGUUAAUCGUGGAGGUGAUGGGUCUGCACCACCAUCUUCAUUCUCCUCCUCCUUCCAUGGCCAUGCCGCCUGAGCACCAGCUUUCACCAUCACCAUCACCAAAUUCACCAACUAAUUCAGGGUCUCAAUUAGUUUCAGCUUCAUUGAUCUCCUCUGUUUUUUUCAUGGCUCUUGCUGCAGCUUCGUUUGUUAUUUAA
Molecule: messenger RNA, 570 nt
Organism: Carica papaya (papaya)
Lineage: Eukaryota; Viridiplantae; Streptophyta; Magnoliopsida; Brassicales; Caricaceae
Gene: ENODL7
Product: early nodulin-like protein 7
Cellular component (GO): plasma membrane
Molecular function (GO): electron transfer activity
Source: RefSeq, a predicted model, not a curated record